AUGGCGAAACCGGAGAUUAUCGUUAUCGGCACUGGACCUGCCGGCAUUGCUCUUGCACAUACACUGAAGCAUAAACUUGGUUACAACAAUUUCACCGUCUAUGAAAAGCUUGAUGGUGUUGGAGGAACGUGGAGAACAAACACAUAUCCUGGCGUAGGAUGCGAUGUUCCCACUAUUCUCUACUCCUUUUCCUUCAACUUGAACCCCAACUGGUCCAAAGAACUAUGUGACGGCGCGGAGAUCUUGGAGUGUCAGUUCACCUUCCUCGAUACUGUAUCAAUUGUGCAAAACUCUACAGGUCUAGAUAUCGAUGCGACGGUGAACAAGUUCGAUUUGCGCAAGCACAUGCACUUCUCGAUCGAGUGCCUGGGCGCGAAAUGGAACACAAAGUCUUCGCAAUGGAGUGUGCAUUUCCGCGAUCUCCUCACCAAUGUGGAAUAUACACGGACGGCGGACAUCUUCAUCUCGGCCGUGGGUGGCAUUUCAUAUCCGAGAGACGUCAGAUUCCCUGGCAUGGAAAAAUUUGAGGGCGAGAUGUUCCACACUGCUCGAUGGAACCACAACUACGACUACACCGGAAAGCGGAUGGCCGUCAUUGGGAAUGGCUGUAGUGCGGCUCAGGUGGUGCCGGCCGUCGUCGACAAGGUGGGCUACCUAAAGCAAUACGCUAGAAGUGCCCAAUGGUACCACGAGAGACCGAAUCGAAAUUUCACCGCGUCCGAGAAAUGGUGCUUCAAGUACAUUCCGUUGUGGGAGAGAUACAACCGUCUUUCACUCUUCCUCCAGAAUGAUGACCUCGUCGCGACUUAUAUGCCCGGUGCAACAGCGACCAGAAAAAGAGCCAAGGUUGAGGAUCAUGCAAAGAAAUACAUCUUUGCCACUGCCCCGGCCAAAUAUCAUCAAAUCCUGGUGCCAGAUUUUCCUCUGGGCUGCAAACGUCGGAUAUUUGACCCCAACUAUCUGGAAGCGCUACGCAAGCCGAAUCUAGACCUCGUCCCUCUGGGUAUCAAGGCAAUCGACGAGACAGGUAUCAUCGACGAAUCCGGUGUAAAAGCCGAAUUUGAUGUCAUCGUUCUGGCCACGGGCUUUCAAGUCCAGCAGUUCCUAGCCCCCAUGGAAGUGACUGGAAAGGGAGGCUCCACUUUGCUUCAGCAGUGGAAGGAAUCUCGCGGUGCUCAAGCCUACAUGGGAACUUUCAUUCACAAUCUUCCCAACUUUGCCCUUCUGUUCGGACCAAACACCUUCCCGGCACAUAAUUCGGCACUUUUUGCCUGCGAGGUGCAAGUGGAAUAUGUUGCAAGGGAGAUGAUUGCGCCGAUUAUCGAUGGCCGUGCCUCGGUCAUUGAAGUGACCGCAGCGGCUGAGAAUCAGUGGGUGAAUGACAUUCAUCAUCAACUGACAGGAUCGGUCUUCCAGGCAGGCUGUUCGAACUGGUACAUCAACGAAUUCGGUCGCAAUGCCGCCUCUUGGCCUGGGUACGCCUCGACGUACUGGAAAGAGACCUUGAAGCCCAGAUGGGGCGUGCUAGUCAAGACUGGUGGUUCCAAUACCUGGUUGCUGAACAGAACCACUAGGGUUCUUCGGACGACUAGCGUGUUGACAUACUGCGCCACUUUUCUGAUCUUCUUUGCGGCAUACUCGAGACGCAAGCAGUAUAACCUUCUGCCCCUUUUCCAAAGAGUUGUGGAGGCCGUGAAGUCGAGAUUCUAG
This is a messenger RNA of Exophiala viscosa, 1710 nucleotides long. Its product is annotated as monooxygenase. The coding region runs from base 1 to 1710 and encodes 569 amino acids. The transcript has 6 exons. NCBI's taxonomy places the organism in Eukaryota, Fungi, Ascomycota, Eurotiomycetes, Chaetothyriales, Herpotrichiellaceae. The record is from RefSeq and is a predicted model, not a curated record.